AGUUGUUUCUGUCAGUCGCGCAGUAGUGUAGGGCAAAGCUUGGUGGGAAGCGGUAUUUUGUUUCUUGCUCUUCGUUGUUGAGAUUCAAUCCGUUUUACAGAAUCUCUGCGGCAGCCGUCACCAUGUCGGUCCCAAGCGCACUCAUGAAGCAGCCGCCCAUUCAGUCUACGGCUGGGGCCGUCCCAGUUCGCAAUGAGAAAGGUGAGAUUUCAAUGGAAAAAGUGAAGGUAAAACGUUAUGUAUCCGGAAAAAGACCAGAUUAUGCCCCUAUGGAGUCCUCAGAUGAAGAGGAUGAAGAAUUUCAGUUCAUUAAAAAAGCUAAGGAACAAGAAGCAGAGCCUGAGGAACAGGAGGAGGAUUCAUCCAGUGACCCCCGACUUCGGCGGUUACAGAACCGCAUCAGUGAAGAUGUGGAAGAGAGGUUGGCUCGACACAGAAAAAUAGUGGAACCUGAAGUAGUGGGAGAAAGUGACUCAGAAGUAGAAGGAGAUGCUUGGCGCAUGGAACGAGAAGAUAGCAGUGAGGAAGAGGAGGAAGAAAUCGAUGAUGAAGAAAUAGAGCGGCGCCGAGGCAUGAUGCGGCAGCGAGCACAGGAGAGGAAAAAUGAAGAGAUGGAGGUCAUGGAGGUGGAAGAUGAAGGACGCUCUGGGGAGGAGUCCGAGUCAGAGUCUGAGUAUGAGGAGUACACAGACAGUGAAGACGAAAUGGAGCCUCGACUUAAGCCUGUCUUCAUUCGAAAGAAGGAUCGUGUGACAGUUCAAGAACGAGAAGCUGAGGCAUUGAGACAGAAGGAAUUGGAGCAGGAAGCAAAACGCAUGGCUGAGGAGCGGCGCAAGUACACCCUCAAGAUUGUAGAAGAAGAGACCAAGAAAGAGCUGGAGGAGAACAAGCGGUCCCUUGCCGCCCUGGAUGCACUCAAUACAGACGAUGAAAAUGACGAGGAGGAGUAUGAGGCGUGGAAAGUCCGAGAGCUCAAAAGAAUCAAGCGGGACAGAGAGGACCGAGAAGCGCUUGAAAAGGAGAAAGCAGAAAUUGAACGCAUGAGAAACCUGACUGAGGAAGAAAGGCGGGCUGAACUUCGGGCAAAUGGCAAAGUCAUUACCAACAAAGCUGUUAAAGGCAAAUACAAGUUUCUACAAAAGUAUUAUCACCGAGGUGCCUUCUUCAUGGAUGAGGAUGAAGAAGUCUACAAGAGAGAUUUUAGUGCACCUACUCUCGAGGACCAUUUCAAUAAAACCAUUCUUCCAAAAGUCAUGCAGGUCAAGAAUUUUGGACGGUCUGGUCGCACCAAGUACACCCACCUUGUGGAUCAAGAUACCACUUCUUUUGACUCUGCAUGGGGCCAAGAGAGUGCCCAGAACACAAAAUUCUUUAAACAAAAGGCCGCAGGAGUACGAGAUGUAUUUGAACGACCAUCUGCCAAGAAGAGGAAAACCACCUAGGCUUCAACUACUUUCAAUGGAAGGGCACAAGGGGAUCUGGUCCUCAGUUCUCUUGAGCCAUUAUUUAUAUAGUUCCUAUAUAGAGCUUUUCAGGCUUGCGGCCAUAACUUGUGUUUGGAGGUGCUUUGUAAGAGUUUUGGAUUCAUACCGAGAAACCCACAGAAAAGUACUAACCAGAUAGGAUUUGAGACUUCCCACUUAAAACUAUUCCUGAGAAACCUUAGGUUUCUCUACCUUAACUUCCCAUAUUGACUUGGGACUAUUCUGAGUUUGUUUUUCCAGCCUGGAUCAGAUACCUGGACAUCUGAGUGGAUGGCACAUUACCUCUUCCUUAGGGUUAGGAGUAGGCUAUCAGGAAAUCCAGCGCAGCCCAACCUGUUUUCGCAUUUGGGGUGCUGAAUCUACUUUUCUAAGUAAAUAUGCUUUUCGGCGUGUGUGUGUGUGUGUGUGUGUGUGUGUGUGUGUGUGUGUGUGUGUGUGUGUGUGUGUGUGUGUGUGUGAGAGAGAGAGACAGAGAGAGAGAGAGAGAGAAACCACAUACCAGAAAUAUUUUUACUAUACUAUUAGAAACAAAAUGUAUAACCCAUUGAACAGAGGCUGAGUACAGUGGCACACACCUUCAGUUCCAACACUACAAGUUAGGAACCCAUGCAGAUCUCUCAUUCAAGACCAGCCAUAACUAGACAGAGGGCCUUGUCUCAAAAGAGAAAACAAGAAUUCUAAUAACUAGCUAGGUAGGUUACACACACCUGUGAUCGCAACACUUAGGAGGUAGAGACUUCAGUCAUCUUAAAAUGAAUAGUUCAGGGCCUUCCUGGACUAUGUAAGACUGUUUCCAAAAAAAAAAAAAAAAAAAAGCCAAAGGUCUUUUCCCUCCUCCAUACUAGAAUUUGAACCCAGGGCCUAGUAAAUACUUGCCAAGUGUUAUAUUAUUGAGCUAUAUCCUUAGUUUGUGUGUGUAUGUGUGUUUUCAAAAGCUACUCAUGCAGGCCUUGAAGUGGAGAACCCCUGCAAACAAGUCUUAGCAACCUGAGUUUGAUCCCACAGAUCCACAUAGUGGUAGAAAACUCAGUCCGGCAACCAGCAAAUUGUCAUCUGAGUUCCAUAUGUAUUCCGCAGGAUGUUUCUGCUAAUGUUCACAAGAGAUUUAAUUUGAAAAGAAAGAAAAAAGCAGCCAA
Molecule: messenger RNA, 2620 nt
Organism: Rattus rattus (black rat)
Lineage: Eukaryota; Metazoa; Chordata; Mammalia; Rodentia; Muridae
Gene: Mfap1
Product: microfibril associated protein 1
Biological process (GO): mRNA splicing, via spliceosome
Cellular component (GO): U2-type spliceosomal complex
Molecular function (GO): RNA binding
Source: RefSeq, a predicted model, not a curated record